ACAGCGAAAUCGUAAGUAGACAUUAGCGGGAAAAACCCUAAAGGACGAGAAUGGCUGUCGCGAGUCUAACGAAGGGAAUGGUAGUGUACAACAUAUACAGGGCAGUGACCUACGGUCUAUCACCGCUGUUGCACAUUCAUCUACAGUGGCGCAAGCUCCGCGGCCUCGAACACCCCACCCGCUGGCCUGAGCGCCUCGCUCGCCCGUCUCUCUCUCGCCCGGACGGUCCCCUCAUAUGGUUCCAUGCUGUCUCUCUAGGCGAGGGUUUGGCUGCGAUUCCUGUUAUCAGAAAGUGCGUUGAAUGGAGGCCUGAUUUGAACAUAUUGAUGACAACCACCACGGCAUCUGCAUUUGAAGUCAUAAAGAAUCGGCUUCCAAGUACUGUCAUAUACCAGUUUGCGCCACUGGACACCCCCACUGCCAUGGAUGCUUUCCUUGCGUAUUGGAAGCCAAGUGCAGUCAUAUUAGUGGAGAGUGAGCUGUGGCCAAAUCUUAUUCUUAGCGCUUCAGGAAUGGGUAUUGCGUUGGCAUUGUUAAAUGCCCGAGUGUCUGAGAGGUCCUUCAGGAAAUGGUCAGGGCCAGUUCUUCUUCCACUGAUUUCGUUAAUGCUAUCAAAAUUUUCUUUGAUAGUGCCGUUGAGCAAUGUGCAGGCAAUCCAUUUUCAGGUGCUGCAAGCCUCACCGUUCAUCAUUAAUUUUUCUGGUGACUUGAAGUAUGCUAUAAGAGAAUAUGGAGCUGCCGAGCCAGGGAUGCGAGGCGUUGAUAGUCUGAAGGCACAACUUGCCAACAAGAGGGUUUGGAUGGCUGCUUCUAUCCACAAGGGUGAAGAACAAGUAAUGCUAGAAAUCCACAAAAUGCUCAUGCAAUUGCACCAUGAUCUUCUCACCAUUAUCGUUCCUCGACACCCGCAGCAUGGACAAGAGAUUGCUCAAAAAUGGCGGGAGGAAGGGCAGAAAGUAGCAUUGAGAUCUCAACAUGAUAUGAUUGUAUCAGGAACAAAUAUAUAUGUGGUCGACACUUUAGGUGAAUUGAGAGACCUGUAUAAGUUAACACCAAUAGCUGUGAUUGGAGGUUCUUUCUAUGCUGGAUCAGCUGGUCACAACAUAUCAGAAGCUGCUGCAGCGGGCUGUGCUGUUUUGACUGGUUAUCAUGUGGGGCAUUUCUCACAUAUGUUGCAGGAAAUGCAACGAUUGAAUCCUUUGUCAGUUCUGCAGGUAUCAGGAAAAUCCGAACUUGAAGAAGCCAUGCUGGAGCUCUUCGCUGAUGCUGAAGUUCUGGAAGCACGUCGUAAAGCAGCAAAAGAAGCAGUUCAUUCUCUAUCAAAUGGUGUCAUUGCCAAUAUGUGGAAUUUAUUAAAUGUCCAUGUUUUCAGAAAGGCCUUGUCCUGUGAAGUAAAUGCUGGCAUUUAAAAAGAGUGAGAAUGAGACAUGCAAUUGCCUUCAGAAUUGAGAAAUUAGUGGGCAGACAAAAUUGCUUUCACUCAAUAACGGGACAAUCUGACCAAACAAGUUUUCAUAUUAGCUCUGCAUCAAUGUCACAAGUAGAUGAAGAAUUAUACCAGUCCAUAAAUCUUCAGACUGGUUCAAUUUCAGUUGCCUUUUACUUCAGAAUGUGAAGCUUGAGGGACUCAAACAUCACUUAAGUGGGAGAGUAUGGAUGUUGCAGGAGAUCCUGGCAGAUCCUCCCUGAUAUGCUGGUUUCGGGUUCCCCGGAUUACUCUGAGUCCUAUUGAUGUAUAAUCAUGGAUAAUGCGAGAAUGUUUUAGCUUGUUGCUUUGUUUGUAGUAGUUUGCCAGUUAUUAGUUUGUACGUUUUAUUGUUAGAGGGGCAGUCAAUACCUCAGAGCUUUAAUGAAGUGAUUUCUAUUUGCCCAAGUUCAACAUCUGCACAACUUGUUUAUUUCCAACCAUCACUGUGUGGCUAUGUGUCAUGCAUGUGUGCAUGUGAAUGUGGUGCAGUAUGGUGUGACAGUCUGUUAAAAUGAAAUCUUUCACCCUUUGUGAAAAAUCGGGUGGUUCAAGUAAUAUGCUCUUACACAAACCCUUUCCCAGUAUCCCCUACAAUAACGCUAAGUUCCUGGGAGGGACAUCAGGAUGCAAUUUCUUCUCACCUCCACAUAGCUUGUGCGAUACGUUGACUAUUUUCUGCUUCAAACUCUUUCCUAUGUUGCAUGUGGAAUGCUCUAUCUGGUCAGCCAUGAAGUGAGAUUUCAGAUACUAAUGUCAAGGGUUUGAGUAUUGAAGACUUGGAGCGGAUUUGGGUUGGAAUUUAUGAUCAAGGUUGUUAGUUUGGCAGCGUUUUCUGUGCUUGGAUAAAAUAGUUCCCAACACUUGGAGGUGCAUGGUGAAGAAAUAGCCAGCCAUCUUAUUUAUGUUUGGAAAUGCAUCGUCUUCUCUUCACGUGGUCUAACAUUGUAUUGCUCUGUCUUCUAGGAUUUGACACAUGCUCACAUGUGGAAUGCAUUGCUGAGUUUGAAAUUUGUGACAAGCAGCCUUUAGCGGUAUAUUUUGAAUGGUAAUUUCUCUGGUGUUAUUUAGUUUGUACCAUAAACUGCUGAUGCUCUGAUAGAAACUGGAACUGCCAUGACUCUGUUGGGUAGGUGCAUUGAUUGAAUAUAUGUGUAUCACUUGCUAUGGAAAUAAUUCUCAAAUCCUCAACAGAUGAUUCCACGAAUCCCUUGGUCGAUUAAUCUACACCUCAGCAGCAGUGCUGGAAUUGAAAUUGAAAAAAAAAAAAAAACACA
This is a messenger RNA of Tripterygium wilfordii, 2742 nucleotides long. Its product is annotated as probable 3-deoxy-D-manno-octulosonic acid transferase, mitochondrial. Gene Ontology annotation, cellular component: plasma membrane. The transcript has 16 exons. Bases 51 to 1409 code for a protein of 452 amino acids. NCBI's taxonomy places the organism in Eukaryota, Viridiplantae, Streptophyta, Magnoliopsida, Celastrales, Celastraceae. Gene Ontology annotation, biological process: lipid A biosynthetic process. Gene Ontology annotation, molecular function: transferase activity. The record is from RefSeq and is a predicted model, not a curated record.